UUGGGGCGCAACUCUUUCUAAAAUCUUCUAUCUUCUUAUCUACUUUUAUUUGUAUUGUCAAAUCAAAACAUCUCAAUACGAUUUCUUCUUACAUCAACACCGACGUGGUUAAAAUUUGCCAGCGCAUAAUCACUGCUAGACUUAUAUUUUUGUUCAGAAAGUCCAAAACUCUUAUCUCUGGAGAUUCUCCAGUCACUAGUACGUCAUGGUCAUCUUAAUUGCAGAUCAGAGGUAGCAGUUGUCCUAUAUAUACCAUUUUCUGACAAUUUCUUUGAAUUUUCAGUUACCUGUUUUGCGUUUUUGUUUGUGUCUUCACAUAGGUAUAGGUACCACAUUAUCUAGUACGUACGUACAAGUGGUUCUAUUUGGAGUCGUAAUUUCUAAAUAAAUAUUUCUUUGAAAGGCGGGGUCAUCAUCUCCAUUGCUAAUUAGUCCAUCCGAGGAACUUUUUAUGUAAUGUAAAGGCAUAAAGAGGUGUUUCAAUUCUUGGGCGGAAGAGGCAGUUUGUGUUUGAUUGGUUAUACUGCUCGAUCUCUCUCAAAGAUUGGUUGUUUUGCCCCCUGCCUGCCCACUUAUUUGUGAAAAAUAUUUAUGCCUUCACAAACUAAAUGUGGAAACCGCAGUAGUCUUGGCCAUACCCAAUUCUGUAAAAAUUUCAGCCUCCUCCUCCUCCAUCUCCAUGAGUAGAAUUAGCCCAAUUCUGUUGUUGGUGAUAGUAAUUCUAGCUGUUAUCUUCUUUCUGUUUGGUCUGUUUCAUCUUCUGGUUAGAUAUUUGAUGAAAAGGCCUUCUUUUUCAUCUGUUUCUCAGUCCAAUAGAUUCCCAGAAACAACUUCUGGCUCCCAAGCUCUGCAGCGGCAGUUACAACAGCUCUUUCGCUUGCACGAUUCCGGGUUGGACCAAGCCAUCAUAGAUAACCUGCCACUGUUUUUGUACAAGGAUAUCAUGGGUUUGAAGGAGCCAUUUGAUUGUGCUGUUUGUUUGUGUGAAUUUUCAGGCGAUGACAAGCUAAGGCUGCUGCCCUUGUGCAGCCAUGCCUUUCACAUCCACUGUAUAGACACUUGGUUGCUGUCAAACUCCACAUGCCCUUUGUGCAGAGGGGUGAUUAGUAGCUCUGCUCAUCCAAAUUUGGUGUUGGCUCCUGAAGAAUGGAGGAGGAGGUGGAGUCGGCCCUCCUCGGGCAUUCAUAAUAAGACGCAAAUAAUGCAAGAAAAUAAUGGUGGUGACAUGAGGGUGUUUUCAGUGAGGCUUGGAAAAUUCAGAAACCUGAAUUUGCAGGGGCAGGGGGGUUCGGGUUCAGGCGAAAGAGGAGGUGAUGAGGAAAAGGAAAGUAGUAGUAGGUGCAACAUUGAUGCAAGGAGAUGCUUCUCCAUGGGGUCAUUUCAGUAUGUGGUUGGUGAUUCAGAUUUGCAGGUUGCUCUACCUAGUAUUAUUAGUAAUGGUGGAGCCACUAAGGUUGUGAAUGUUGAAGGUCCCAGUGGUGGCAGUAGCUCAUUAGAAGGAAAAAAGAUCAGUGCCAGAACUGAAGGGGAAAGCUUCUCAGUAUCCAAGAUUUGGCUUUGGUCCAAGAAAGAUAAUUAUAAGUUUUCUUCUCAUAAUCCCCUGGCCCUUGCCAAUCACUAAUACAACUCAAUUUGUUUGAUCAUCUAUAAUUUCACCCGGAGGAGCGUGGCAUACGUAUUUAUUUAGAGCAUUUUGUAAUGUAAUAUCUGUGUGGAUUGGCUGCACUAUAAUAUACUGUCCUCUCUCAUCUAAUUUCAAUUUUGUUAUCUUUACACUUUUACUUUUCUAAGGAAGAAUAUGUUCUGUUCUCCACUUUUA
This is a messenger RNA of Ipomoea triloba (trilobed morning glory), 1819 nucleotides long. Its product is annotated as RING-H2 finger protein ATL47-like. The coding region runs from base 680 to 1621 and encodes 313 amino acids. The transcript has 2 exons. The record is from RefSeq and is a predicted model, not a curated record. NCBI's taxonomy places the organism in Eukaryota, Viridiplantae, Streptophyta, Magnoliopsida, Solanales, Convolvulaceae.